UCUUCGUGUGCCGUGUGCGUGUUUUUCCGAGCGCAGCCUUGCAGACGUGGUACAAGAGAAAAUAGCAUUUGAGCCCGGUUUUGAACCUGCCGACGACCUGACAGUCAAGUCAGAACGAUCCAUCGAUGCCAACAACGGGACAGAGUCAGAGUCGUGAGUGCGUGUAUGGACGAGGUGAGGAAGAGGUGGCUGACUUGCCAUUAGCGGCUUGAUUGAUUGAUUGAUUCGAAUACAUACACAGCCGAAGUUGCCGCCGCCGCCGUCGUCUGGGUUUGCAUUCGAGGGAGAAGGUGUCAGAGCACUUCAGUCACGACGUUUGCGUUUGUCGGUGCGUAUCGCGUUGCGUUUUUUUUGACACAAGUGCAGACAACCCGUGUGUGUUUGAUUCCGAAAUGAUGGAACAAACUCGUUUCCGGCAAAGGAUUAUUAGUAGCAGUGUAGUGUGCUGAACGGUGAAAACUGAAGAAAACGUUCCCUUUUCCGCAUUGACUAGUGACAAGUGUGUACUUAAAACAGAAGUGAAUAAAAAAACCGAAACCUGGCGUACGAAACGCUGAAUCUGUGAUUUAGUAGCAAGUUCGAGUUGAUUAGAUAAAAUGUUGUGCAGGAGUCCCCCGCCAGCGAGUCCGGCCGUGUCGGAGAUCUCCGUCGGAUCGCCAAGUCCACCGCCUGUAGUGGAUCACCACCAUCUUCGGUUGCAGUCCCACCACAGUCGAGGCGAUGACUACUUCAGCCCAUUGAAGCGAUUGCGAGGAGUGGAACAUCACAGCAGCAUAAGCCCGCCCAAGGAUGAACCGGUGAGUCCACCACGGGAACGGCCAAGCCCGCCGACAUCCGCCGCCUCAUCUGCCGCGACCGUCAAAUCCUUCUCGAUAGCGGACAUUCUCGGCCGGGACACGGAAAACAGCAAUCGUGAUAGUGCACUAGCCCUGCAUCACCACCACAGUACGCUUCAGGCGGCCGCGACCAAAAUCGUGCGCCCCUGGGAUCACCUGCGGGGUCCAAUACCGGUACGACCGUUCCUGCCACCUGCCCUGCUGCACUACGAGCACCGGUUAGCGCUGGACUAUCACCAGCAGCUGCAGGAGCACUUCCGGGCACAGGCCCAGCUGCUGAGGCACAUGAGCAUGGACAUCAUUCCUUCGGAAAGUGGCUCGGAACGGUCCAGUUCGGCGGCCAGCGGAGACUGCUGUUCGCCCGAGAUCGGUCGAAGUUCCGACCACCAUCAGUCCUCGCAGUCGUCGUCCUCCGGAUCGAACAAUAACAACAAUGGUGGCGGUGUUGGUGGAAGCGGGAAGCUGCCGGGCCAGAAGACCGGGCCGAACGGGACCCCGCUGGAUGCGCUGUUCCAGAUGACCAACAAGAACUUUGACGAGGCGAAUGAGGACGGAGAGCAAUCGCAUUUGAACUUAUUCGCCAACCGGCCGCAACCAAAGAAGAAAAGGAAAUCGCGGACAGCCUUCACCAAUCACCAGAUCUUCGAGCUGGAGAAGCGGUUCCUGUACCAAAAAUACCUUUCCCCCUCGGACCGUGAUGAAAUUGCUGCUGCCCUGGGGUUGUCGAAUGCGCAGGUUAUCACCUGGUUCCAGAACCGCCGGGCCAAGCUGAAGCGCGACAUGGAGGAGCUGAAGAAGGAUGUCGAAACGGUGAAGAUCAUGUCCGCCCAGAAGACGUUCCUGGAGAGCGUCAACGAUAUGAACAUCCUGAAGAAGAAGAUCGCCCACGACGACAACGGUGGCAGUCCGCAUAAAUAAUAUUGGGCACCGGGUGCCUCCGUCGUCAGCUCCUUCGCCGACAACAGCUUGAGCACCGUGAUCGGGUCGUGUCCGAAGACGCCGGCCGAGCAGCAGGCGGCCACCAAAACCCUGAUCAAUCUCACCACCUACGGCAGAUUGCUGCAGACGAUUGCCGCCGAUAAGACUUGAUUUGAUUGAGUGAGCACAGAGCGAACGAGUAUUUGUGUUGUGAUCCAAUAGAUAAUCUGUGUGAGAACGAGAGCAAACUAGAGAGCGGAAAGGAGUGAUAUCAGUGUUUCCUAUUGUUUUAAUGUUAUUUUGAAGUUUUAUCAAAUAGAUAAUUUAUUCGAUUCGAGGGCGUUCCUCCUCCGGUCUCAUCAACCUUUGUAAAACGUAAGUCAAUCCAGGUCGAACUCUGUAUGUAGAUGUGAUUUCCUUCUCACUCGCGAUGUAAGCACCUUGUAAUCUAUGUAAAAUAUAAUUAAACAACAACACAAAUCGAGAGACUAACUAUACUGAAGCGUUAAACCUAGUUAAGAAUCAAUUGUAAAUACCGUAGUAGGCCGUUGAAAAUCGAACGAAAAAGCAUCUUUACUGUUUUCGCGUAGUUUGUCAAGCAGCAAACACGUUUAUCAAUCCCAACCCCAAAAUGUAGCUAAUCCGCUUGAAAAUUUCGACAACAAUAGGCUAAAGAUGGCAGCACAAGCAAAGCUUUAAUUAACGCGAUGACAUCGCGCAAACAAUAACAAAGCGAUUGACAGGCUUGGCGCGGGUGAGGAGAACAGGCAAUAUUUGAUUUAAUUAAAUGGCCUACUCUGGCGGCGAGGGAAAACAAAACCCGUUGUAAAUAAACGUUAAUAAAUUGGUGGUUGGGCCUCAGCUUGCGAAAUAUGUCCCUCAGGCCCGAUUUACCCAUUUGACCCUUCGCUGCCGACGCCGCCGCCGGAAUUGAGUUCAGUGAGAAACGGAGAAAGAUAUAUAGAGGCAAGAGUAAUAUUUCUUUCUGCUUCGCUAGCCUCUUCCCGAACCGCACCAGCGCAGACAGUCAGUCGAAAACUUCUUCUUCUCUUUCGGUUGAGGUUAUGUAUCUGAAUUCUGUGCCGGGGGAGCAGCAACCAGAAGCUCUGGGCCACUUUAGCCGGCAGCGACUACUCACCCUCCCCCAUCCAAUACCUACGGAGAUGGUACUGAAAAGAGUAUUAAUUGAAAAAUGAAAUGUUAAAUAAUGUUUCCUAUAGUGUAAAAGAGCAGCCAGCCGCGCAAAAGUGUAGUUUAAUUAACCGUGAUUACUGCUGUGCGGCCUGUGAAAAACAUGCUUUGUGAGAUGAAUGGCUGUACGGGGGGAGUCGCAUUUAGCGGGGUCAGACCCAAUGGUAGACGACGGUGUGCAUCGGGAAUUAAUAUCGAAGCUUGUUGCAGCCGGAGAAUUGUACAUAUAAAUAUUUUUUUUUGAUACAGAACAACGUCCUCGUCCCGUCCUUGGAUGGGAGUAUAGCAGCAGGCAAAGUAUGACUUAACACACUAGCAAAGUACUAAACAACAUUAAUUAAGUGGAAAAAUUAUGCUACUGAAAAACGAUUGAACUGUCACGUAGUUACGCUAGGAUGACAAUGAUAAAGAUGAUCUGUACUAAAACGAAAGAUAUAAAACAAACUCGAGUGAACAAUCACUCUUA
Messenger RNA from Topomyia yanbarensis, 3411 nucleotides. Its product is annotated as homeobox protein B-H1-like. Gene Ontology annotation, molecular function: DNA binding; DNA-binding transcription factor activity, RNA polymerase II-specific. The transcript has 3 exons. NCBI's taxonomy places the organism in Eukaryota, Metazoa, Arthropoda, Insecta, Diptera, Culicidae. The coding region runs from base 597 to 1754 and encodes 385 amino acids. The record is from RefSeq and is a predicted model, not a curated record. Gene Ontology annotation, biological process: regulation of DNA-templated transcription.